Molecule: messenger RNA, 2173 nt
Organism: Tuber aestivum (summer truffle)
Lineage: Eukaryota; Fungi; Ascomycota; Pezizomycetes; Pezizales; Tuberaceae
Source: the annotation of a GenBank genome assembly
CUUUUCUACCCAUCCUGAAAACGGCCCAACAAGGAGCUAGAUACUUGAGUACUCGAUGGAUCGGUGGGAUCCCCUUCCCUUCGGGGUCUAUGAUUUCAAAAAUAAGAAGUACCUGUCUAAUGAUCCUCCCAGAACAACCCAAGCCGAUAUCAGCGGAGAUUUCAGCGGGAAUUCAGGGAGUCGCAAUGUUUCCGGCAGCCAUAAUAAUAAUAAUCGCAUCAACACGGGAAACUUGAACAACUUUACUAAUAAUGGGCAGGUGUAUCACCAAUAUGUGUUUGGAGCGGGGGAAAGAGGUAUUAUCACCUUUCCCGAAAGGUUUCUGGCAAAGGUCUAAUGCGCGAUUAAAAGUAGAACAAGCAUCCAGGCCUUAUCGGAUAAUCCCCUAUUGCAGAAACCGCAAGUUCACAGGUCGUGAGGAUCUCAUCGAGUCGAUAAAGAGGCUUUCCGAGCGUGGCGGGCAGAACCGAAUCGCACUUCAUGGAUUGGGCGGUUCUGGGUAUGUAUUCAUGAUCGCUAUUUUAGGAGUUCACUAACAUCGCUUAGAAAAACCCAGAUUGCCCUGGAAUACCUCUAUCGGUGCGCAAGUGAGAGCGAUUGUGAUAUUUUCUGGGUGCACGGGAGUGGGCUACCAAAAUUUAGCCAGGGCUUUAGAGCUAUUGCACAACAUGUCCGAAUUCCACUAGCCAGCACCGAGAUGGACGAAGAGGGAUUCCUAUUGGAUAUAAAGAGAUGGUUUGACGGCCCAGACAGUGGGGAUUGGAUAUUGGUGAUUGACAAUGCCGACAACGAGGAGGGCUUUAUUGGCAACAGCGGUCCCAUCUCCAAAUUUGUACCACAGGGGCUUCGGGGCACCCUAAUAUUCACAACUAGAUCACUCCAGGUUGCAUCUUGGCAGGGCUGCGAAAGGGUCGAUGUCGGAAAAAUGGAAGAGGAUGAAGCACGAGCAUUGUUUUUGAAACGUUUGGGUAGCUGGAACAGUUCAAGAGAUGGACAAAAAGAGGCGAUCACAAUGAUCCUGAAGUCCAUACAUCACAUCCCGCUGGUUAUCAUAGGAGCGACGGCCUUCAUGACUGAAACCCAGACACGGCCGUCCGCUUACUGGACCAUUUUCCGGGGAAGCGACGAACACUCCAAGAGACUCCUUUCACAACCGUUUUGGGAUAUCCAACGAGAGUUUGAUAUGACCGAAGGCAUCCUAGCUACGUACUUUAUCACCUUUGACCGAAUCGCGAGGCAGAUCCCCCUAGCGGCGGAUCUCAUGCGUCUAAUUGCGUUCUUCGAUCGUCAGAACAUACCCGGAGAGCUCAUUAGCCAAAGCGGUUUGAAAGGGAUAGACGAUCCAAUUCACUUUCGUCAGGCCAUCGGAAAACUACUGGGAUUUUCGCUAGUUACGGCAGUCGAACGUGGAGAUCAGACAUUUUACGAGCUUCAUCGAUUGGUGCAACUGUCUUUACAGGUAUAUUUAUCAACCGAAGAGUUGAAUCGGUGGAGGGUCACUGCGCUGAGAGUGGUUUCAAGGUUGUUCCCUCACCGUUGGACUACGUGGAGAAAUGUUAGUUCUGCAUACAUUCCACAUGUGCUUGCAGUAACGAAACAUUCAACGGAUCCCAUUGCCGAAGAGCUUUCCUUUCGCCUGGGACGGUACUUUCUUGAUAUGGGUUCCUACAAUGACGCAGGAACUCAAUUGCGUCGAUGUAUUGAACUACGGAAAGAGAGUAAAGAGUAUGACAGUAACGGGGAGGGUCACAGGAGAGUUCUAUUCCUAGGCUCGAUAAGCAUACAUCAAGGAAAGGCAAAGGAGGCCGAGAACAUACUGCGGGGUUUAUUAUAGGAUAUUGGGAAAUCAUUGGGCCCAAAUCAUCUAAUCGCUCAGGACACCAUCCGUUGCCUGGCUACGGCGCUACGUGACCAAGGAAGGUACAACGAAUCAGAGAUGCUAAUUCGGCGUGAGCUGGAGGGGCGCGAGAUGAUUCGUGGACCGGACCACCCAGAAACCCUAGCAAGUAUCAACAACCUGGCUCUUACACUGCAAUACCAAGGAAAGUAUGAUGAAUCAGAGACGAUGAAUCGCCGGGCACUGGAGGGGCGGGAGAGGACUCUUGGGCCAGACCACCGAGACACCCUAACAAGUGUCAACAACCUGGCUAUGGUGAUGAGAUUGCAAGGAAGG